GAUCAUCGAGCUUUGACGUUCUCGUGAUCGGUGAGUUCGAGGAACAGAACUUGAUCAAGAAGAAACAGAGACUAAAAAGACAAAAGAAGAAGAAGGUGGAUUUUUGUUUUCGAAGAAAGAGGAAUUAUGAUUUCUCAAAGAAGCUAUUUUGUUAUAUAAAGGUUGCCAACGGAAAAAAAAGAAGGAAUUGUUCAAAGAAAAGGAAAUUACUCAUACAAAUAUAAAAAAAGGAAAUUGUUUAUAUCGAUAAUAAAAAGUUACCGUUACAACAGCUGAAUUGAGGUGACUUGCGUUUAUUGUAGUUAACUAGAGAUUCAAAAAUUGAUUACCGUAGAUGGUCAGAUGAUCAUAGCAAUCGACUAUUAGAGAUUGUAAACAACCGAUUUUAAUUAUAUAUAUAAAAAAAAAAAAAAACUUGAGAAUGAAUAAGAUAAUAUCAGAAUCCAUAUCACGUAGGUGAAUAAUAAUAAACAUUUUUGAUAGACAAGAAGAAGCUAUGUUUGGACUCGAUCCCGGAAGAACUCGUUCAUUAAAUCUGUCUCAAAAUUCCUUGGUGGGUUCUAUUCCUGAAAGCUUCUCCCAGUUGAAGGACAUUGAGAGCCUUGAUCUUUCCUUUAACAAGCUUUACGGUCCUAUCCCCACUCCCCUGACAGGGCUCAUUAAUUCUCUAGCUGUUUUUAAUGUGUCUUACAACAACUUAUCUGGCUCCAUUCCUCAAGGAAAGCAGUUCAACACCUUUGGUGAGAACAGCUAUCUGGGCAACCCUCUUCUUUGUGGACCACUAACCAACAGAAGCUGUGACACAGACAAUUGGAAAGAACCAGAUGAAGAAAUAUUAAUAAACGAUAAAGCUAACAUUGAUGCCGUGGCCUUCUAUUGGAGCCUUGGCGUGACGUAUGUGACUGUUCUGGUUGGAAUCUUUGUGUUUAUAUGCUUUGAUUCUCCUUGGCGCCAAGGAUGGUUCCACCUUGUUGACGCUUUUGUCCGUUUGGUUCAAAACACAUGCACAUAGCAUUGGGUGGCUGUUGCGUGGAAAGUACUCUUGUAACGUUUGUACAUGUUUGGAGA
Molecule: messenger RNA, 1068 nt
Organism: Arabidopsis lyrata subsp. lyrata
Lineage: Eukaryota; Viridiplantae; Streptophyta; Magnoliopsida; Brassicales; Brassicaceae
Product: receptor-like protein 2
Exons: 1
Coding region: 497-1012 (171 amino acids)
Molecular function (GO): protein binding
Source: RefSeq, a predicted model, not a curated record